Motacilla alba alba is the source of this 2773-nucleotide messenger RNA. RefSeq lists its product as uncharacterized. The record is from RefSeq and is a predicted model, not a curated record. The transcript is spliced from 2 exons. Lineage: Eukaryota; Metazoa; Chordata; Aves; Passeriformes; Motacillidae. The coding region runs from base 1041 to 1892 and encodes 283 amino acids.
GAUGGGAAGCAAAAUUCCAACUCUUCACCUUCUCAGGCCAUCCCAAUGAAUUUGGGAAGUUUGCAACUUUUUGGAGCUACUGGAGCUGAGCAAUGGGAAGGAAAGCUUUCCUGAACUGAGGAUUCUUAAAUGCCAGAUUCUUCUGUGCCUUUGCUGUGAAGGUGUUUUUCUGCUGAAGGAAAUGACUUCAAGGAGAAAAUAAUUCCAGCAUGGAGUAAGAGCUUGUGACAGAGACCAAGCGUUGCCAGCAGUUGCUCCAGGUGCUCCUGCCAACAGCCCCUGCAGGGAGGAGCACAGCCCCCAGUGCACGUGGGCUUUGGCUCCCUGUGGCACAGAAGCCCCCCGGGGGCACGGGUCUCUGGGGCAGGAGAUGGGCACCAGCGCUGCCAGGGCUGGGGGUGGCAGCUCUGCUUGGGGGGGACUCUGCCACAGCUGCUGAUGCCAGCGCUGCCCGGGCCCCAGGGCUCAGAGCAGCAUUGGUGCCCUGGCCCACACGUUCCUUGUCCGUGUCACAGCCGCGGGUUCAGGAUGGCCACCAGCUGGGACGUGUCCCAAGGAGGCCGUGCCAGCUUCUGUGGAAGGUCCCGUGCCCUUGCCAGCGCGGCUGCGUCGGCAGCCCUGGGGGCUCCUUCUGCUGCCCUGAGCCCGCAGAGCAGGGCAGCGUUUGCUGAUGGUUUGAGCCGCUCCUAAAGACCCUGUCAGGCUGUCUGAGACACUUGGGGCCAGGGAUUCCUUCCAAGCUGGGCCACUUUGGGUGGGCUGGGGGCGGCCCCAGGGCAGGGGGCAGUGUGUGCAGGGGCCCUUUGUGACACGGUGCAGCACGGUCACCGUGGCAUGGAACGGGUGUCCAAGGGCCCUUUGUGACACGUGGUGACACAGGAGCUGGCGGUGACAAGACCACGCCACAGUGCUCGGAGCACGCGAAGGGACAGGACGGGACAGAGCGGUGCUGUGAGGAGCCCCCGCACAGCGCACUCGUUCGUGUCUGACCUGCAGCUUUUCCCAGGUGUUAUUCCUGCAGCUCUUUGCCAGAUCCAGCCAUGGAGCGGACACAAGGGCAGGACCCCGCCCGUGGCCUCUUCCGCAGAACAGCGCAGCUGGUCUGCAAAUUGAUCAAGAGAAUUCGGGAGGAAGAGACCAGCACCAUGGGCACUGGGCUCAGAGCAUACUCGCACAUCUUCAAAACCAAGACCAGUGCUGCCCUGCUGGAUAUGCUCGUAGAGGAGGGCUUUUCCAACCCAAAGCAAGUAAGCAGCCUCUGGCCAGGGUUUCAUCCUCCCAGCAAUUGCUUGGCCUCCCAAGCCACGCCCGCUGGUCCCUGUGAGCCUUUGAGGCCAUGGCAGCGUGCUGGGAAGGGAAGCACUUGUCUGGGGAAGCUGGGGACAUUCCUCCCUCUGGCAGCUUUCCAAAUCUCCCCGUGCCUUCUGCAGGUGCCCGCCAUGGUCAGGUACAUCCACCAGUGGCUCAUGGCCAAUCAGUUUGCUGAGCACAGGCUGAACAGGACCCUGCUGGAUCUCACCGAAGCCCAGCCCGCUGACGUACUCAUGACGCUGCUGCGUGUGGCCCCAUCCUGUGACAGGUAUGGGGCCCAGCUGCCCAGAGGGCUCAGGGCUCCCCAGCCCAUCAGCCUGUGCAGCCUGUGCCAGGUGUCUGACCAACAGAGAGUUCCAGGGCCCUCUGGCUGCUCCCUUUGCCAGCCCUGGCACGGCAGUCCCCAAGCCUGCUGCCAUGCUGCCUCGCUGCCCCUCAGGGGCCUGUCCCCACAGGGCUGGGCUGCUGGCUGCUGCUGGCCAGUGGCAGUGGGCAGAGGCAGAGCUGGCAGCCAGCUCAGGUCCCCGCUGCUGCCCAGGCCACAGUGCUGUGUCCCAGACCCCCCUGAGACAGAGCUUUAACCCCACAGGGCUGCUCUGACCAUGUGGAAGAGCAUCAUGUGCUCGCCCAGGACUUCCGAGCCUGCGCUGCUGGUACUCCUGGAUGUGCUGGGGAGCUGGCAUGAGCACAGCACGGGCACCUCCGAUGGGGACAAAACGGGUGUCUUUGUCCUGGCUGUGAGUUUCUGCAAUUGGCCUUUGCUGGCCCCAAGGCCGCCUCUGCAGCAGCUCUCCAUCCUCCUUCCCCCACUGCAUCUCCCUGCCUCAGGCGCUGGGCUGAAACCUGGCCCAGGGGCAGCCACAGGGGCACCAGGCCCGGUGCUCCCCCUGCGUCUCUUUGGGCCUCUCCCUGCCGUGCUGGGGCCCUGCCACACGGACACCUCGGCACUGAGCGCUGUCUCGGGGCCUUUGUCCUUUGCAGGCAACUGUGGUGAUGUGGAACAUCCUCCAGGUGCCCUGUGUCCCACAUACGGUGACGGUGUAUUUCCCCCGCCUCUUUGUGCAUCUGCUCUUCCAAGUGCUCUUCAGCACUCUGGAUAUGCCAGAGGAGGUGGAUACCUUCUGGAAGGGAUGCCAAGAGCAAUACGGCCUUGCCACCAGCCCCAACAGGUGCUCCAUGCCAGUCCUCCUGUCCCUGCCACGUCCCUGGGCAGGAGCCAGUGCUCCCAGCGUGACCUGGGCUUUGCUCUGCACGCAGGUUUGCAGUGCAGACCCUCAAGUCCCUGCUCUGCCGAAUGCAGCACGAGGAUGUGGUGGUGGCCAUGGAACGCAGCUGUGGCUGGGACACGCUGCUGUGUGCUGACACCCAGCACCAUGCCGUGGGUCUGCUGGCAUGGUGAGACCCCCUUCUCCCCGCUGCCUCUGACAUUUGUGCUCUGUGCCCAGGGUGCCCCACACAGUCC